AUGAAGCUCCUGAAACUCCUGUUCGUCUAUGCAUUUCCCUUCAAAAAUAACAUUUUCGUACAAACACCCCACGGUGUAGAAUUCGAAGAAAAUCAGGUAACAACUGGCUCUCUGGAUGUCAUCAAUGGAUUCGAGCGACUUCAAAUCCAGACAUGGGGCCAGAAUGCGAUCCGUGUCAGAUCUUCCGUGUUUCAACAUGCUAUGGGGAACGAGCCUGGAGCCUUGCUGGAUGCACCAGUUGCACAAGACAUCGGAAGGCAUAGCGAAAGCCCGCAGCUGGUAACUUAUUUUGACAAUGCCACUUUGCGGAGUGGGCUUCUGGAAGUUACUGUGUCCAGAAACCGACUCAACUUCUGGCGCAUAACAGACCGCGGUGACGAAAAGCUCUUUGGGGAGUUAUGGCCGCAGCACGGCAGGAUCGCCCGGGACUGGUCCUACGAUCGGGCUGGGGUUUCCUCUCGUCCUUCAGCAACCUUUUCCUUCACUUCAGAUGACGACGAACAAAUUUUUGGUCUGGGGCAACACCAAUACGAUAAUUUGGACAAUAAAGGCCGGCACUACCAGUCAGAAACAACAAUUCCCUCCUAUAUUUCAUCAAAAACAUACGGCUUCUUGUGGAAUGUCCCAAGUAUGGGCCAUGUCAGCAUAGACCGUACGGCGAUUCAAUGGGUUUCUGAAGCUACAACGGUGGUUGAUUAUGUCGUCUCUGUCGCGGAACCUGGAGAUUUUAACGCCUUGAUUCAAACUCAUACGUCUAUCACCGGACGAUCUCCUCGCUUUCCUGCACAUGGUCGUGGAUACAUUCAGUCUAAAGCCCGUUAUGCGAACCAAAGCGAACUGUUACGAGUGGCUCGAGGGUUCAAUGUGCACGAUGUCCCAGUUUCUAUGAUUCAGAUCGAUGCACCGCACUGGACCUCUUUUGGCGACUUCGCGUUCGAUUCGGUCAAGUUUCCCAGCCCUGGCGAAUUAGUGAAGGCUGUUGGUGCUUUGACUAAAGGAGCUCGAAUCAUUGUCAACCUCUGGCCUCUUAUGGAUUCAUCAUCUAGCAAUUGGCUCGAAUACUUUUCCUUGGGUUUUCUUGUCGGGUCUCCACAUGGACUCGGAGUAGUAGAGUAUUUUAACAGCUCAUUUAUGCACCUCAUUGACUAUACUAACCCUCUAGCGCGAUUGUACACCUGGAAGCAGAUCUACGAUAAUUACUACAGCAUUGGAAUCAAAGAUUUUCUUCUGGAUUGCACAGAAGGUGGUGGCGUUGGUGAAGGGUUUUCAUACAAGUCCAGUUCAGUUUAUGCUUUACAAGGCGUCCCGUUUCCUCGCCCAAAUCUCAUUUAUUCCAUUGGCACCCAGGCUGAAACCGGAGCUCUUUAUCCGUUUUAUGCUCAAAAAAUGAUAGCGGAUGGCGUAGCUAGCGUGGAUAAUGAUAAUUCUCCUAGCUUGUCCUUCUCUAGAAGUGCAUGGCUUGGAUCCCAAAGGCUUCCCAGUGUCCUAUGGGGUGGAGACGUCAACGGAAGUUGGGAAGCAUUUCGUUCGACAAUAGUCUCGGGUCUUAAUAUUCAGUUGUCUGGAAUAUCCUGGUGGGCGUCAGAUAUCGGCGGCUACUAUGCCAAUUUAGAAUACCAUGGAAAUAUAUCUGACCCGGCAUAUCGAGAGCUAUAUACCCGCUGGUUUCAGUAUGGCACGUUAAGCCCCGUGAUGCGAGCACACGGCCGUCGCAAAUGUCUCCCAGAGGAUUUGGACGGGUUUGAAUCUUGUCCCAAUGAGCCGUGGGCCUUCGGCAAUACAACAUUCACGUAUCUGAGAAAGUUUAUCCAGCUACGAUACGCUUUGGAUUCUUAUCUCGAAUUUAUAUUCGACACUGCUGCUCAAUAUGGUACUCCACUGCAGCGGCCCCUCUUGGUCGACUUUGGCAAAGUUGAUCCAUACACAAUUCUUCACGCUGAAGAUUUGAAAUAUCAAUUCAUGUUCGGGCCGAACCUACUAGUUGCCCCAGUAGUGAUUCCAGGUACUACUGAGUGGACGGUGUAUCUACCAAGUGAUGAACAAGAAACUGACCCAGCCGGGAGUGUUCUUGACAAUGCCACGGCUUGGAGGGAUUGGUGGACAGACAAGGUUUUUGCUGGGGGAACCCAUGUGGUUGUUGAGGCUUCCCUGGAUAUAAUCCCACUUUUCUACAGAGGAACGAAGGAUGAUAUCCUAAGUGGAAAGAUGACCUAUCGCAAGUAG
Neoarthrinium moseri is the source of this 2223-nucleotide messenger RNA. RefSeq lists its product as uncharacterized. NCBI's taxonomy places the organism in Eukaryota, Fungi, Ascomycota, Sordariomycetes, Amphisphaeriales, Apiosporaceae. The transcript has 8 exons. Gene Ontology annotation, biological process: carbohydrate metabolic process. The record is from RefSeq and is a predicted model, not a curated record. The coding region runs from base 1 to 2223 and encodes 740 amino acids. Gene Ontology annotation, molecular function: carbohydrate binding; hydrolase activity, hydrolyzing O-glycosyl compounds.